GAUAUUUAGCAUAAAGUCAUUCCCCCCGCUGUAUGGGGUUCAGGCUUUCACUCUUCGACUGCCUUCAUGUCUGACAACAUUGAAAGAAGGAAACUGUCACUUUUUUACUUUACAGCCGGAGGAACUUCAUGUCAGCAGCAUCUCAUUCGGACAAUCAUUAACCUAUACAUCAAGCUUGCCUUUUCGGGGGAUUAAUUUAACCAGACCAGACCAGGAUUUCAUGUCGCAGUUGGAAAUGAGAACUUGUACUCAACUGGCCUACCUGGUUAAAUAAAGAGCCUGGAGGCCGGGGUUAUGGAUUUUAACCUUCUGACGGACAGUGAAGCCCGUAGCCCGGCGCUAUCGCUCUCGGACUCCGGGACCCCACAACAUGAUCAGGGAUGCAAAGGCCAAGACAACAGCGACACAGAGAAGUCCCACCAGAACCAAACAGAUGAGUCGAACGCAGAGGACGGCUCUCUGAAGAAGAAGCAGCGCAGGCAGAGGACCCACUUCACCAGCCAGCAGCUCCAGGAGCUGGAGGCCACCUUUCAGAGGAACCGCUACCCCGACAUGAGCACACGGGAGGAGAUCGCCGUGUGGACCAACCUCACAGAGGCACGGGUUAGGGUAUGGUUUAAAAAUCGCCGUGCCAAGUGGAGGAAGAGGGAGAGGAACCAGCAGGCUGAGCUGUGUAAAAACGGCUUUGGUGCCCAGUUCAAUGGAUUAAUGCAGCCCUAUGACGACAUGUACUCUGGCUACACUUACAACAACUGGGCCACCAAGAGUCUGGCCAGCAGCCCACUGUCAGCCAAGAGCUUCCCCUUCUUCAACUCCAUGAAUGUAAGCCCCCUGUCAUCCCAGCCCAUGUUCUCCCCCUCCAGCUCCAUCCCCUCCAUGAACAUGGCCUCCUCCAUGGUGCCCUCGGCAGUGGCUGGGGUGGCCGGCUCGGGCCUCAACAACCUGGGCAACCUCAACAAUCUCAAUAGCCCCACGCUGAACUCGGUCGCAGUCACCGCCAGCACCUGCCCCUACGCCACCACCGCCAGCCCUUACAUGUACAGAGACACCUGCAACUCCAGCCUGGCCAGCCUCCGGCUCAAGGCCAAGCAGCAUGCCAACUUCGCCUACCCGACCGUGCAAAACACCGUGUCAAACCUAAGCCCUUGCCAGUACGCAGUGGACCGGCCGGUAUGAAUGACACCCACACCCACCCAGCCUGCCCUUUACCCCCCAACCACCCCUCUCAGACCCACUGACCCCCAUCUUCUUCCUGGUCCCUGCCAGGCUCCAUCAGUAAAUCAGAGUUAACUGCACACAUCACCAUUACACUCUUAGAAAAAUGGUUCCAAAAUGGUUCUUCGGCUGUCCCCAUAGGAUAACCGUUUUCUGUUCCAGGUAGAACCCUUUUGGGUUCCAUGUAGAACCCUCUGUGGAAAGGGUUUUACAUGGGACCCAAUAGGGUUCUACUUGGAACCAAAAAGGGUUCUUCAAAGGGUUCUACUAUGGGGACAACCAAAGAACCCUUUUAGGUUCGAUGUUUUUCUAAGAGUGUACAUGGACUGGUUAAGAAAAUGUUGUUUGUCUAACUGAUGGUACACAACAGGAAUAAUCUUCAACAGUUGGAACAAAUCCCCUGAUGGACCACCACGCUUCAAAGAACUCUCUCAAAUACGGUGAGACUUUGUUGCUGAACCGACCAACUGUUAAAAAGGAUUUCUAAAUUUAAUCUGAGAUCAUUUUUUGGGACUGCAUGACUAGAGUGGAUUUGAAAUGAAGAAAACUUGGAUGCUCCAACUGCACUGGUGGUCAAACAUGAAAUCAUUGUGACGCUUGCCACCAUCACGGGAAAGGGACCUGUGGUUGCAAUAUGGGAUAGAGGAUGUAUAUAAUGGACUUGUUUUGUUUUGUAUGUGACAAAACUAUCUAUGAAACGUAGAACUUUGGAGAUGAGAAAAGCAUGUUCUUCAAGAGCAGACCCUAGAUUGAUGUACUAUGAGUACCUCCUUUAGGAAUUUUAAUCUUUGUUAUGAAUUCCACUCACCUCAGAAGGUCAGGUGUCAAAGGUCAAAUCAGAAACAAGAGAGGAGCUAGCAGAAUGUAGCCUCAGAGAGUAAAAAUAACCGGGAGCGGAGACAAAACAACAAUUUACACAUCUGUCAGAGAACCAAUAUCAGAAACUUUUUAAAGAAAAGCCUAAAAAAGCCAUUGAAUAUAUAAGUUUGUGUGGUGUUAUAAAAAGGGAGUCCAUGACUGUAAAAAUGUAUGUAAGAGUGCAGUUAUAAAACAAGCUUUUUCCUGGUGUAGCCUGCUUUGUCUCAUUAACAUAAUAAAAAUGAUCUGUUUUUAUGAACAACC
Salvelinus sp. IW2-2015 is the source of this 2337-nucleotide messenger RNA. RefSeq names its product pituitary homeobox 3-like. Gene Ontology annotation, biological process: anatomical structure morphogenesis; regulation of transcription by RNA polymerase II. The record is from RefSeq and is a predicted model, not a curated record. Gene Ontology annotation, cellular component: nucleus. NCBI's taxonomy places the organism in Eukaryota, Metazoa, Chordata, Actinopteri, Salmoniformes, Salmonidae. Gene Ontology annotation, molecular function: DNA-binding transcription factor activity, RNA polymerase II-specific; RNA polymerase II cis-regulatory region sequence-specific DNA binding.